UUUCUCGCCUGCGGCUGAAAUUUGCACGGUGAACCGCUGCUGGAGGCAAUGUGGAUAUAGUGUUGAGGUUUUCAUUUUAAUAUAUACAUGUGCAUAGUCACGCAAACAGGCGGAAAACGUAGAGAAAGUGUUUCCUUUUCUCUUUUUCUUCCUUUUCCCGGCUGUUAGUGGUCUCCCGUGAGCGUUUUACAUGCGGACUGUCAUUCAGAAAUACUACAGCCUGCAUUUGGAGCGCUCACGUGUUUGACCUUAGUCUGUAUAUAUUAGAUUUUUCCUACAUUUAUACUCAUAUAUUUCCGUUCUCUUAGUUAUAUGUUACUUUUGUAUACUUUGUCAAAGUCGACUUCAUUUAUUACAACAAGUUGACGUUGCGGUGACAGUACGUGUCUUCACGUUUGUUAAUGACUCUUAGUUUGAAUCGCGGAUUAAGUUAUCGAAGCCAUAAAAUCACUGGAGAGGAGGUGAGGAACUUUUUCCGGCAUCGUAUACGUGCAGGUCAUCAGAGGGUAACAGACUGUGGAUAUCUCAUCACUGCUGGGAGUUUUACAAUCAAAGAGGCUCAGCAUUCUUCUUCCUGAAAAUUAAGCCAAAAUGGAGCUUCUCUGGUUCUUUCUGUUGCUGGAGAUGGUCCUAAUGUCUGCUGCUGCCAGGGGUCCACCCAGGGUGUCAGAGCGGGUGGCCCAUCGGCAGAGUGUCCGUCUGGGUCGCACCAUGAAGCUGUCCUGCCCCGUAGAGGGUGACCCCCCGCCGCUCAUCAUGUGGACCAAAGAUGGCCGCAACAUCCACAGUGGCUGGACACGGUUCAGGGUGUUACAGCAUGCUCUGCGUAUUAAAGAGGUGGAGACUGACGACGCCGGGACUUACAUCUGUAAGGCUACCAACGGGUUUGGCAGUGUAAACAUCAACUACACACUCAUUGUUAUAGAUGACUCCAGUUCAAGAGGUGGAGCAGGGAUGAACGACGGUGACUCUGAACAUGCCCCAGAGCUGGCUGGGAAACUGGUACGUCCACGUUUCACCCAGCCAUCAAAGAUGAGGAAGCGCGUCAUCGCUCGCCCAGUGGGUAGCUCAGUGCGUCUGAAGUGUACAGCAAGCGGAAACCCUCGCCCCGACAUUGUCUGGCUGAAGGACAGUCGGCCGCUGAUGGACGAGGACGGUGGAGCAGGAGGGGAAGGGAAGAAGAAGAAAUGGACCCUGAGUCUGAAGAACCUGAUGCCAGAGCACAGCGGGAAGUACACCUGCCACGUCUCAAACAGAGCAGGAGAGAUCAAUGCCACCUACAAAGUGGAAGUCAUACAGCGUACAAACUCUAAACCCAUUCUGACCGGUACUCACCCUGUCAACACCACCGUGGACUACGGAGGAACCACAUCUUUCCAGUGUAAAGUCCGCAGUGACGUCAAGCCGGUUAUUCAGUGGCUUAAAAGAGUUGAACCUGGUGACGAGAACAAAUUUAACUCCACCAUAGAGGUUGGAGACCAUCGCUUUGUGGUCCUGCCUACAGGGGAGGUUUGGUCGCGUCCUGACGGAUCAUACCUCAACAAGCUGCUGAUAACCAGAGCCAAGGAGGAGGAUGCCGGCAUGUACAUCUGCCUGGGAGCCAAUACCAUGGGCUACAGCUUCAGGAGUGCCUACCUGACGGUGCUACCAGAUCUGAAGCCCCAAAGCAACUCUGUCCCUACGGCAACAUCCCCUAGCCUCCCCUGGCCCGUCAUUAUUGGAAUACCAGCAGGUGUUGCCUUCAUUUUAGGCACCGCCCUCCUCUGGUUCUGUCAAUCAAAGCGCACCUGCUCCUCCUCUUCUUCAUCCUCCUCUGCUCUUCCUGUUGCCCAGCGUCUGCCUGUGGCCAAUCGUGACCGAGCCUGCCCAGCAGUACCUUCUCAAACAGCCAACGGGGAUAAAGAUUGUCUUUCAUAUGAGGACUACAUUGCCCAUCAGCAGCUGCUCCUGGCUCAGGGAGGCGCAGGAUUGGCUCCCAAGAUCUACCCGAAGAUCUACACGGAUAUACACACACACACGCAUUCACAUGUGGAUGGGAAAGUGCACCAACACCAGCACAUUCAUUACCAGUGUUAGCAGCAAGGCUAACAGCAAGCUUUGGUGAUACACAUUCAACUCUUACAUGAACAUGUUCCUGUGCAUGCAGACUCAUUCACAACAGUCCAUACUAACUGCUGACGUACAGAGCAAAGAACAAGGACAGCCACAUGCAAGAGAGCACGCAGUUCAUGUACAGAAACAUUGGAUCACACAACUCUUCCUCAUUCUGCUGCAGCCAUGUUGUUGUGUAAACACGGACUUAUUCAAGACACAAAUAAUGAAGAAUGUAAAGAAAGAAGACAAAGAUCCUUAUUUUUUGCCAAUCUGGAUGCCUAUCCAAAACCCCAAAAUAUGUUUUAUUCAAGCUUUUUUUUAUACGAACUCUUUUCUGAAGAUGUUUAAAUCUCUCGUUUCUCAAAGGCCUUAUUUGAAACCAUAGUGAACUCUGCAGCUUCGAGGUAACUUUAUAACCCAACAAUUUAUCUGUCUCUGUUCUUUUAGUAUUUUGGACAGAACCACAGCCUCCUCAGUAAGAGUAGAAAUACAGAUUGCCUUCAUUACAAGGUUCCAACUAUAGUUACUCAUGUAUAUAGUGGAAUAAGAUUAUAUGGCAUUUAGCAUGCUACUUCAUCCUGGGUAAUCUAUAAAGAACAAUAUAGCAUGUGUGUAAUAAUUUAGUGAUAUAUCUCAGGCCUCAACCCAACUGAGCCUAAGAAACACAAAUAAGACAAACUCCCACUGUAGGAUGUAAGGAUGCGAGCUGCUGGUUUUUGCUUCUGCUGAGCCGACAGCCCUUCUGAUAAAUGUCCGGCUGCUAUCUGGGUAAUGUGUGAAAAGAUCUGAUGUCAAACUGGGUUGCUGACUCCAGAGAGCAUGUAUCUGUCUUAUUAGAAUGAUUUUAACUGCAGCUACAGGGAGAUUUCUUCUACAACCUAGGAGCUCCUCAAGACGACAGUUGCAGAAGCUCUCCCAGCUCUGAUUAAGUACAUUUUCUGACCCUUUACUUCCUGGGGGUGGCAUUUCUUGUUUGUCAUCGUCUCCUUUGCAGCUUUGUUUGAUGCUUGCUGACUUUAGAAGAGAGAGAUGAAGGAUAUCAGUUCUCCAUAUUUCAUACAUUCAACCUCUUUAGUCGAGGUGCAGUGCCUCUGUAAAAUGGUGCCUUCUAACAACUGUUUCCAGAUUUCGUGGAUCAAUGUUGGAUCACUGGAUAUGUCACAGAUUCUUGUUAAUCUGUUAUGAGAUUGAAAGGGCUUAAAAGAGAGGAACAUCCUCAGACUAUGUACAAAUACAUAAACUGCUCUUAGUGCUUUACAAUGGAAAGGAAUUAUAAUAACAUCCUGAUAAAUUUAUAGAUAUGUCUGGAUUAUUUGAUUUGAUCUGCAGAUUUACCAUUCGUUUUACUGACCACCUUAAGAGAUGUUUAAAAUAAAGAGAUCUACAAAUUUCUUUUAUAUGCAUUUACAUGUGGAUUUUAGCCAUUUUCUCUGUAUUUGACUAUAAUUUGGUCUCAUGUUAAUGCCAUUUGAAAGCCCUCACAUACCUGUGGUACACCCCCACAAAUGUUUUCACUAAUUUUUGCUUAUUAGACCUCCUCCAAGUGUGGGACAACUGAAACUUUUAUCAUUCUUAUUCAUAUAAUGAGUUUGGUAAAUUUAGGUAAUUAUCAAUGUUGCUCUACAUGGCUUCAUCCUGAGCAGAGGUCUAAUCAGCCAGAUGAACUGAAAACACCUGUUUGGGUGUUCAGGGCCUUUAAUUUGUAAAUGAGGUCCCCAACAGUUGUUAUGAGUAAAGCAAUUAGUACACUAUAUAAAUGAUCCUAAAAUAAGCAGUUUUCAAAGCCAAUUUAAGCUUAAGUUAGAGAGAGUAGAUAUAAAGUUAAGGUCACAUUUGCCAGGUGAUGAUAUUGUGUUUGGGAUUGUAAAAUCAAAUUAACCCAAUGCAUCAGAAGAAAGAUAUAAGGGAUCCACAAAAUCCCAAAGGUCAUUAUGAAAAAAAGUCCAGAAGUCCAUAGAAUUUCUUUCUUUUCUUUUGUUUUCUUAAAUUUAUUUUCACUAGCACUAAGAUCUGUACUGCUUACUUACUUAACUGACACUACUAAAGCAUGAACAUAAUUUGCAAAACUAGAAUCAGUAAAGUACUGGUUAUUCAUAGUCAAAUAAUAGGAUUUCGUUAGAAACAUGCAGAUUCCAAUCUUUUCUACUGGGUAUUCUCAUGUAUUUAGUCUUAUUGUUUCAUUGCAUUUUGCAUUGGCUACUCCUGAUAGGUGUUGGGAAGUUCCCUCACACCACACCAUGAUAAAAUCAUUUAGAUUGACCCAAAACUCAUCAGAAACCAGCCCUAACAAACCUCCUUCCUUUCGCUCUUUCUCAGGUGUCCAUCUUGUUUUUCCUGUGUGCACCCAUGAAUCUGACCACUAUAUAAACUCUGCAUAAAAUGUUAUGCUAAGAUUAAAUCUAGAUUUCAGCUGUUUUACAUUAGAGCACCCUAAAAGACAUACUCAGCCAUGUGUGAGUGUAACAGUGGGGUGACUCUGGCCAGAGAUGUUUAAACAUAAAAAUGAAUGUCUGCUAAAGAAAGGAAAGAAUUGUAGGCUUACCAUGAAGUUGAUUGCAUUUGCAUUAAGUCUGUGUUUCCUGCUGCAGACCUUCUUCAGGACAAAAUACAACAGUGAGAACUUAAGGCGUAAAGGUGUUACAAUCAUGUGACAGGAAGUGAUAUAUUGACAUCACCUGGUAACUUUAGUUACACAUGUGGUCGAUCUUCAGCAUGAAUUUUCCACAUAAAUAUCAAGAAAGAAAAAUGUACAACUAUAUUCAUAUGUAUAAUUCAUAUAUGCCCAUUUUUAUAAUACUCAUUGGCAUGUUAUCUUUAUCCUGAAAAGAACAGGGGGCCUGCAGACCAGAGCUUAUAUUUUCAAUCCCUUUUAUAGAUUUUGUUUCAAACCUGUGUCCUUUGUAUUAUUAUAAAUGUAAGGUGUAGCUUGUAAAACAUGCAAUCUUCAGAUAUGAUUAGCCACACCUUUCUACCUGCACAAAGACCUAUUUACCUAAAUUAAGUAUAUGUGUUUCAUAUCCCCAACAGACAGCCUGCGACCAGUGUAUUUCAUGUUAGUGCCCUCUCUCCGUUCCGAUAUAACAAAUAAAAUGCAUAUGAAAGUACAAAGUACUAAAAUUAAGUUAAUUAGAACAGCAAAGAAUAAGAUUAUAUAAAAAUGAUUAUUAUUAUAUUACAGUUCCAAAUGGAGACAUUUAUCAUUUAUUUUCCUCUCUAGAAACAGCGUAAACUGCAUUAGUAGCUCUCCCUUUGAUAUGUUCUUCUUGUCCUCCCAUCAUUUCUGCUUUGAAACAUCUGCUGAACAGCUGGAGUGUGUUUUUUUGUUUUAAAGUAUUUCUUCCAAUGUUGGAGGGAUGGAAAAGUAAGUAACAGUAACAUUUUCCUCAAUGUUUUUCUGUGAAAAUCAUUGUCAACUCAGUUUUUCACUUAUUUCACACAUUAAACUCAGUUUAAAAGUUUUUUUGUGUCAAAGCUAAUGGACUGCCAAUAGAAAAACUGUGUAUAUGUGCACUUACCACUAGCAUGUUCAUGGAAUGACAUUUCUGUUGAAAUUAUAGGCAUUUUUGGAUCGUUUAGUGAGAAUGCUUUGGACCAUACACUAGCUCUAGCAACACAUUGACCCACAAAAAUUGUCUCGAGAUUCAAAAAGAAAGUGUGUUUCUAAUUUAUUUUGUUUUUUUCAUAUAAUUGGGCAUUAUACUGCAUGAGUGGAUUUUGUGUUAUACUAGUAACGUAAGCUAUGUAGCAAAUACCAUGUUCACGUCAUUGUAAGAUACUGUAUUUAUACGUGCUGACGGAAUAUACGAAAUUUUAUCAUUAAUCUUUGUAUCGACAAUCUUGUACAGUCUGUUGUCAUAUAGGUUAAAAGUAUGUUUUCUCCCAUUUUAAUCAUUUUAAUGGUGCCAUUAAAAAAGUUAAAUAUA
Molecule: messenger RNA, 6017 nt
Organism: Micropterus dolomieu (smallmouth bass)
Lineage: Eukaryota; Metazoa; Chordata; Actinopteri; Centrarchiformes; Centrarchidae
Gene: fgfrl1a
Product: fibroblast growth factor receptor like 1a
Exons: 8
Coding region: 592-2076 (494 amino acids)
Cellular component (GO): plasma membrane
Molecular function (GO): fibroblast growth factor receptor activity; fibroblast growth factor binding
Source: RefSeq, a predicted model, not a curated record